AUGGCGGUUUUCGGCCGCCUUGUUUGCCGAAGAGCUGCGUCACUUCACAAUUUCUGCACCAAAUCCACGGAGUCCGACCUCCACAGAGUCUCGUCAGCUCUCUCUUCGUCCCUUCGUGUGGACAAUUCGAAGAAAGACAAGGACAGAAAUGUCCAGUGGGUUUUCCUGGGCUGCCCGGGGGUCGGCAAGGGUACCUACGCCGCCCGACUCUCGAGCCUCCUCGGCGUUCCCCACAUCGCCACCGGAGAUCUCGUGCGCCACGAGCUGGCGUCCAGUGGGCCCCUCUCUUCUAAGCUUGCAGAGAUUGUUAAUCAAGGGAAGCUAAUCUCGGAUGAGAUUAUCAUAGAUCUCCUUUCUAAGCGUCUUGAAGAUGCUCAUUCUAAAGGCGAAACAGGAUUUAUUCUCGAUGGAUUUCCUAGGACCGUGAGACAAGCG
Striga asiatica is the source of this 435-nucleotide messenger RNA. The record is from the annotation of a GenBank genome assembly. NCBI's taxonomy places the organism in Eukaryota, Viridiplantae, Streptophyta, Magnoliopsida, Lamiales, Orobanchaceae.